CAUGACUAUUAUUUAAAGAUUUUAAAUUACGACAUAUUUUUUAAUUAUUUACACUAUGAUAAUUCUAUUACCCGUGCGGGAGCACGGGUCUCUUACUAGUUGAUUGAAUAUAAGUUCCUAUUUAGUUUAUUAUUCAUCCUAUUUUUCAUCGCCAUUGCUUCUUCGAGCUACCUAACCCAACAAGCAACUAAUCUAUCCUUUUGUACCAAAUCUACAAAUAAACCUACCAAAAUGCACUCUCACUUUCCACAACUAACUUAAACUCCAAUACAAUGACGCUUCUCCUCCCACAAUCUCUCUUCUUCACCGCACCCACCAUUCCUCCCGCCACAUACUUCCAAACUCCGAUCCGACUUCAGACCUUCGGCUCCUUCACGAUCCGAUGUACCAACCAGUUUCAUCUCCAACUCCGCCAACCCGAAUGCGACAUCCAGAAACGCGUGGUCAGCAGUGAUCUCAACUUCGACUCUAUCCUUUCAGCGGUGGAGCUUUCCUGCCUGGUUUCGUCAGCGAUUUUUUCUGCUGCUCUGACGGUAAAUGGAUCGAAGAAUUGGUUGAUGAAGGUGAGUGGUAACAGAGUGAAUGCUGUGUGGGGGAUUUUGAUAUUGGUCGGUGGUGUUGCGGCUGGGGUGUUGCUUCGGAGGCGGCAAUGGAAGAGUAUGGAAGGUGGAUUGAUGGAGAGGGUUGAGAAAUUGGAGGAUGAUUUGAGGAAGACGGUGAGAGUUAUUAGGAUAUUGUCCAGACAUGUUGAGAAAUUGGGGAAUAGGUUUGGGUUUACUAAGGAACCCAUCACUCAGUCUGCAGAUCUAGCACAGAAGAACUCUGAGGCCACAAGAGCUGUAGCGGUAAAAUAUGAAAUUUUGGAGAAAGAGAUUCAUGAAAUUCAAAAAGUUUUACUAGCGUUACAGGAACAACAACAAAAACAAUUUGAUCUGAUUCUCUCGCUUAAGCCGUGGGAAAGCACACGCAAAACUCCCAAAGAGCAAGAUAUAUUACAAACUACUAACUCAGCUGAGAAUGAGGUGAAGACCGCCAAAUCUGAAUUAAGAGAAGAUAAUUUAUGAAAAUUUGAAGGGGCAAGUCUUGGUACCUUAUUCUUCCGUUCUUUAUGUACACAUUGAAUUGUUGAUUACUCGUUUAUAGGUUAGGAGACAGUACACUAUCGGAAACAAUUAGCCAGGAUAGUAUCAAUUGGUUCUUUUUAUUACUUGGGCAUGUACUUUUUAUUCAUGUUUUGUAUAUUUCAUCCUCAAAAUUCAUAAUGCUCAUGUUGUGGCUGACUCCGUUAAUGUCA
This is a messenger RNA of Vicia villosa (hairy vetch), 1294 nucleotides long. RefSeq lists its product as uncharacterized. Gene Ontology annotation, cellular component: chloroplast envelope. Bases 273 to 1064 code for a protein of 263 amino acids. NCBI's taxonomy places the organism in Eukaryota, Viridiplantae, Streptophyta, Magnoliopsida, Fabales, Fabaceae. The transcript has 3 exons. The record is from RefSeq and is a predicted model, not a curated record.